GUGGGAUGGAGUCAAACAGGGUCCCAGGCUAGUCCUGCUGAGAGGGCAGCCCCCAGCCAUACAGAAAUGGCAGUCUUGACCUCAAUAACUGAUGAGUUAGAGCAAAGGUUAAUUAUUCAAAAUGAUAGAGAAAGCAUGGUUGAUUUCAAUUGUCGAAUGGGAAUAAGACUCCUUAAAGAGUCACCCAGCAUUGGGGGAAAUGUUGAAAAAGACACGUUCCUCAUAAGGCCAGCGGUCAAGAAUGCAUGCCACAGAGAAUUUGAAGACCUAUCAAAUGAGAAUCGUGAUGAAGUCUGCUUUCAAAUGAAAUUUCCACCGAACACUGCUGAGUUUAACUCUGCAGUGCGUGCUGCAGAUAAUUGGUUUCUCAUUGAGAAGCCACUGACCAGCGAUGCAGACCAAUACAGUGCGCGAGAUGAAAUAAACCUGGGACUCGCCAGCUUUACACAGGAGGCAGCGGAGUGCCAAAGCAUCAUACCCAUAAGGCCAAAUGCUGAAGGAGAUAAAAAGGAAACUUACUGUCACCAAACGGACAUACUGCUUUCCCCUCGGAAGAGGAAGGCUUGGGAAGAUUGGAAUUUGCAAAUAAGUAGCCUCCUCAAGUCAUCCCAGGAAUUGCCUCCAAGAGGAACAAGGGCCAGUGAUGUUUCCCAGGAGGAAGCAAUAGACCAGUGGGCCAGGAGGAGGCAGCAAUUCAAAGGCUGCAAAAGCAGCAGCUCAGCAGGGGCAAGUUCAUUCGCCAGCAACAUCACGGAAGGAUCCAUCAUCUCAGAAGACAGCCUUUCUGUGGACCUUGGCUUUCGAGCUGAUAUGGAGGAAAAAGGUUUCUACACGGAGACUUUCCAUUCAGCAGCCUGGGUUUUUCGAGGGGACGAUGGGAAUCCUGAGGACAGUCCCAGAUGCCUUAGUAAGAAACCCCGACCUGCAGCUGUUCGAGAGCGAACCCUAAGACUCUUCAAAGGAACUGAUGAUUGUCCCUGGGGCUUCCAAAUUCAAUUCUCCAAACCAAUCGUGGUAACAGAAGUGGAUACUAACAGCGCUGCUGAGGAAGCUGGGCUGCAGAUCGGAGACGUGGUGCUGGCUGUCAAUGGCACUGAGGUCAGCAGUGUGGAGCAUGCAGAAGCUGUGCACCUGGCAAGGAAAGGCCCAGACAUCUUGACUCUGGUGGUGGGAUCUGACAUCAGCCGCUGUCCCAACACCCCUCGGCCCACCUGCCGCGGCUACCUACAUAAGAGGACUCACUCUGGCUUCGUGAAGGGCUGGAGGAAGCGGUGGUUUGUGCUGAAGCAUGAUGGCCGCCUCCACUAUUACAGACAUAAGAAGGAUGAAGGGAAGUGCCCCCCUCUAGAGGUAAUAAAAUUGGAAGGCGCAGAAGUUGACAUGGACAGAAGUUUGGGAAAACCAUUUGUGUUUAACUGUGUGCCUCAACCUGGAAAUAGAACUUUUUGCCUCUGUGCAACUUCCAACCAAGAAAUGAAAAGGUGGCUUGAGGCAAUGGACAAAGCGGCCCAUCCUGUCCACCAGAACCACGUCUGGGAAGAUGUCACUCUGCACAACAGCAGCCUCCCUCCCCUGGCUAUCAAGAACCCAGAGUGCCUGGGCCUUCUGCACCAACUGGACAGAAGCACAGCCGUGUGGGCCCAGCACUACUGCAUUCUGAAGGAUGGCUGCUUGUACCUCUACGCCAGCAUUCGCUCCACCCAGGCCUCAGGUGGCCUAUAUCUGCAAGGAUAUAGGGUCAAUGAGCAGACUCUUAGCUUCAAGCAAUCAAUAAUUGAACUUACACCUCCAUCUGAAGAAUUCAAGACUUUCUAUUUCUGUGCAGAAAAUAAAACAGAAAACCAACGCUGGAUUACAGCUCUGAAAAUGUCUAUCAAGAAAUGGCUUCCUUUGCAUCAGGCUAUUCAAGACUUCAUCAAUCGACCUCUAGAGGAGACCAGAAUGUAAAAAGAAGCCUAAUUUUAAGAGAAAAUCUCCACAAAAUCAUCACCAGCUAGUUGUGGGGAUAAACAAAAACAUUUCUCAUUAUAUAGCUUUUCAAAUAAAUGUUUCUCCAAUAGAGUAAAACUUUGUGAUAAGAUUAUAGUUUUGUUUUUUAACUGAAAUAUCAAAAUUGAUGUGACAUUCAAAUAAUCCAACUUAUGUCAACAUCAUUAAUCCCCCCUCAUGUUUUCCCCCUAAGGCUGUACAUAUUAGCAUCAAAAUAUAUCAUGCCCUAUCCCCUUCCUGUCUUUUGAAAACAUAAAUACAAUAAAGUUGAUUUAUUUAUUUUCUCUUUUUUAUUCUUUUCUAAAUGUGCUUUAGCUGUAGGCUUCUUAGAAUGCCUACAGGCCACGAUGUGGGAAGCUGAUA
Pipistrellus kuhlii (Kuhl's pipistrelle) is the source of this 2352-nucleotide messenger RNA. RefSeq lists its product as uncharacterized. The transcript has 11 exons. Gene Ontology annotation, molecular function: protein binding. The record is from RefSeq and is a predicted model, not a curated record. The coding region runs from base 67 to 1947 and encodes 626 amino acids. NCBI's taxonomy places the organism in Eukaryota, Metazoa, Chordata, Mammalia, Chiroptera, Vespertilionidae.